Messenger RNA from Candidula unifasciata, 1437 nucleotides. Lineage: Eukaryota; Metazoa; Mollusca; Gastropoda; Stylommatophora; Geomitridae. The record is from the annotation of a GenBank genome assembly.
AUUAUAAAAGACCUUAGGGCUUCAUUUGCCUCUGGGAAGACUCGAACGUAUGAAUGGCGUAUAGCCCAGCUGAAGGCUGUGGUCAGACUGUUACAAGAAAAUGAAGCACAGAUUGCUGCAGUUCUGUACAAAGAUUUACAUAAAUCGCGUAUCGAAGGGGAACUGAUGGAAACAUCAUUAUGUCUGAAUGAUGCGAUUGACAGCAUCAACAGUCUUCAAGAGUGGAUGAAGCCCACAAAGGCAGCAAAGGGAUCCAUUUUCUUGAUGGAUAGUGCCUAUAUCAUGAAAGAACCGCUGGGUGUGACUUUGAUCAUUGGUGCCUGGAACUACCCAGUCCAGCUUGUCAUCCUACCUUUGAUCGGAGCUAUAGCAGCAGGGAACUGUGCUGUCUUAAAACCAUCUGAACUGGCAGAAGCCACAGCAACAUUUUUUGCAGAAACUAUUCCUAAAUAUCUGGAUACAAAUUCUUUCAGAGUGGUCACUGGAGGUGUCCCAGAAACAACAGCAUUAUUGAAAGAGAGAUUUGACCUCAUUUUUUACACAGGCAAUAGUGCUGUGGGGAAGAUUGUCAUGAGAGCAGCAUCUGAGUACCUCACACCGGUUGUUUUAGAGCUGGGUGGCAAGAGCCCUGCAUAUGUGGACAGAAAUAUUGACGUUGACCUUGUGGCUCGACGUUUGGCCUGGGGAAAGUUCUGUAAUGCUGGACAGACAUGUGUAGCUCCAGAUUAUGUCUUGUGUCCACCAGAAGUACAGGAUUCCUUGAUUGCCAGCCUGAAGACUGUCAUUAAAGAUUUCUACACAGAAGACCCAAAACAGUCCGACAGCUUUGGUAGAAUUAUCAACGAAAGGCAUUACCAGAGACUUCAAAAGCUGAAGAAAAGUUCUACGAUUGCCUUCGAAGGAGAAGAUGAUGAGAAAGACAAAUUCAUUUCUCCAACUAUUCUGAAAGAUGUGAAACUCACUGAUCCAGCAAUGCAAGAAGAGAUUUUUGGACCAAUUUUGCCUAUUGUGCCUGUACAAAACCAUCUGGAGGCUAUUGAGGUCAUCAACAGCAGAGAGAAGCCGCUAGCCCUGUAUGUUUUUACAAACAACAAGAACAUGGUACAAGACUUCAAAGACAAGACCAGUUCUGGGGGUCUUCUUGUCAAUGACACCGUCGUCCAUGCUGGUUUGACCACUCUCCCAUUUGGAGGGGUUGGAAACAGUGGAAUUGGGGCCUACCAUGGCAAACAUUCCUUUGAUGCCUUCAGUCACAACAAGGCAGUCCUGGAGAAAAGCUUGGCCUUUGAUCAGAUUAACAACCUGCGUUAUCCACCAUACACAGACAAAAAGUAUAGUUGGGUUAGCUGGAUGAUGAAAAAGAAAAUCAAGAAGACCGGGUUCUCUGCCCUGUUUCCAUUUGUUGUCAUGGGCGCCAUGUUUGCCUUCUUUUUCAAG